GAGGGGAGCUGAAAUACCGAAGUUACCCCUCUCCGAGCUAAAACCCUUUCUAAAGCCCUUUUGUCUCUCACUAGCUCACUCAUCAACCUCUCUUUCCUCUCUCAAGUGGCGGUAACUUAGGGUUAGGGUUUUUGAGGUGAAGAUGGUGGCGGCUGACAAAGGGAAGAAGGCCAAGGUCGCAGAGGGAGAGGAGAACGAGCAAAUCGAUGGAGAGCUCGUGAUCUCCAUCGAGAAGUUGCAGGAGAUCCAAGACGAACUCGAGAAGGUUAAUGAAGAAGCCAGUGACAAAGUUCUGGAGGUUGAGCAGAAGUAUAAUGAGAUUCGUAGGCCUGUGUACAAGAGAAGGAAUGAGAUUAUUCAAUCUAUUCCGGACUUUUGGUUGACUGCGUUCCUUAGUCAUCCUGCACUUGGAGAUCUCUUGACUGAGGAAGAUCAAAAGAUUUUCAAGCACUUGAUUUCCUUAGAUGUGGAGGAUUCAAAGGAUGUGAAGUCAGGCUAUACCAUUACUUUUAACUUCUCUGCUAACCCUUAUUUUGAAGAAACAAAACUUGAAAAGACAUACAUUUUUGAUGAUGAAGGAACACCCAACAUAACUGGAACAAAAAUUACAUGGAAGGAGGACAUUAAGAGUAUCCCCAAUGGUGUGGAACAUGAGAAGGGGUCCAAACGGCCUUUAACUGAAGAAAGUUUCUUCAGCUGGUUCGGAGAGAUGCAUGAUAAAAGCUUUUUAGAAGGAGUUUUUGAUGAGGUAGGAGAGCUAAUAAAAGAAGAUCUAUGGCCCAACCCUUUGAGGUAUUUCAAUAAUGAAGCUGAUGAGGAGUUCGAUGGAGACAUUGAUGAGGUAAAUGAUGAGAAUCUUAAUAAGGAUAGUGAUGACGAUGAGAACGAUGAUGACGAUGAUGAUGAAGAAUAAUCGAGAAACAUUUCAUUCAAGGACUGUACUCUCCAUAGCUAAUCUACUCUGUUCAAAUUCUGGCAAAGUAUAAUGUAAGUUAAAAGUUCCAAGGAGUUUCGGUGUUGGCUUCAGUUUUUGCCACAUUUUCACUGGGAAAUGAAAAGGGUCAUUUCACGGAGAAACUUUAUUUGGCCUUCUGGUCUUGUAGAGAAUUGAGGAUUGCCUUCUGUUUUGUUUUGUUUUCCCCCGCUUUUUUCCUUUUUCCUUUUUCGCAAGGCUCCGUAUUCAUUAAGCGUCAGCUUUCCUUAUUUUGGACCAUGUUCUGUAAUCCCCACUUUAAUUUAUAGCAUUUUAAAUGAGAGUCGUUUGUGUUAAUUUCA
Molecule: messenger RNA, 1275 nt
Organism: Asparagus officinalis (garden asparagus)
Lineage: Eukaryota; Viridiplantae; Streptophyta; Magnoliopsida; Asparagales; Asparagaceae
Product: NAP1-related protein 2-like
Exons: 11
Coding region: 143-913 (256 amino acids)
Biological process (GO): nucleosome assembly
Cellular component (GO): nucleus; chromatin
Molecular function (GO): histone binding; chromatin binding
Source: RefSeq, a predicted model, not a curated record